Molecule: messenger RNA, 3815 nt
Organism: Balaenoptera musculus (blue whale)
Lineage: Eukaryota; Metazoa; Chordata; Mammalia; Artiodactyla; Balaenopteridae
Gene: SYT15
Product: synaptotagmin 15
Exons: 8
Coding region: 193-1758 (521 amino acids)
Biological process (GO): regulation of calcium ion-dependent exocytosis; calcium-ion regulated exocytosis; cellular response to calcium ion
Molecular function (GO): phosphatidylserine binding; syntaxin binding; calcium-dependent phospholipid binding
Source: RefSeq, a predicted model, not a curated record
GCGCAUUCCUAGACGGGUACAGCGCGUGCCAAGGCCGCCAGGGGUGAAGAGCCAGGUGCGGAGCCGUCUACCAGACGCGGGCGGAGACGGCUUUAGCUCUGCCCCCGGGAAGCCUGGCCCUCGCGCCUCAGCCGCGGGGAGCCCCGGGCGCCCCGCCCCGCCCCGCGGGGAGCCCUUCGGUUCCGGGAGCGCAUGGUCGGCUCUGUGCCCUUCCAGGGCCACGACCAGGGCCGGGCAGGGGCGGAGCCGCGGCCUCCGGGAGCUGGGUCCCUGCCCCCGCUGUUCUUCGCUGACCAGAGCGCAACGAGGUACUGUCCCCCGCGUCCGCCCGACGGCCCGCUCGGCGCUUUAAAAACCCGCCCGGCUGCAGCGGUGGUGGCGGGAGGCGCGGAGACUGGCGAGACCGAGCCCCGGGCCCGCGCCCCAACGGCCGGCCAGAGCAGCCCCAUGGAGGGUAUCACAUCCCGGUGGUGUCUGCCCCCAGAGCAGGUGGCCCUGGUGAUUGGGGGCAUCCUUGGGGGACUGCUGCUACUGCUGCUGUUGAUGGGGGUGAGCUGGUGUCUCUGGAAGAGGCUUUGCGCCACGUUCACCUAUGAGGAGCUGUCAGGGGCCACGGCUGCCUCCAGCACACAGGGACACAAGCUCUGCCCACCGGAUGCCAGGACCCAGGCAAGCAGGCCACCAGGUGUACCAUUCGUGGUGCCCCCUUCCCUCCAAAGCCAAGACUGGGUGCCCCUGAGCAGCAGAGAGUGGGUCCAGGCCCCACAGGACCCCUGCCCAGCCCCGGAGCUCCUGCCCCAUGCCACCGGCAGCAAUCUUGGUGAUCCUCCCAGCCCCUGUGUUGUAGGAGACGCAUGCGUGGUGGGGACCAUCAAUCCAGCGCUCUACAAGAUCCCGGAGGACAAAAGUGAGACCCACUUCCCUGAGGGCUGCCUGGGGCGGCUGUGGUUCUCUGUGGAAUAUCAGCAGGAGGCCGAGCGACUGCUGGUGGGCCUGAUCAAGGCACAGCGGCUGCAAGCCCCCUCAGAGACCUGUAGCCCCCUGGUGAAGCUCCACCUGCUACCGGAUGAGCGGCGCUUCCUACAGUCCAAGACCAAAUGCAGAACAACCAGCCCACAGUUUGACGAGCACUUCAUCUUUCAGGUGUCCAGCAAGAGUGUCACCCAGAGGGUGCUGAGGUUCUCGGUGUACCACGUGGACAGGCAGAGGAAGCACCAGCUCCUGGGCCAGGUGCUGUUCCCCCUGAAGAAGGAGACCCUGGUGGGCGACUGCCGGCGCAUCAUCUGGAGAGACCUGGAGGCUGAGAGCCUGGAGCCUCCCUCCAAGUUUGGCGACCUCCAGUUCUGCCUCAGCUACAACGACUGCCUGAACCGCCUCACGGUGAUCGUGCUUCGAGCCAAGGGCCUCCGACUCCAGGAGGACACGAGCUUUGUCAGUGUCCUUGUCAAGGUGUCUCUGAUGAACCACAACAAGUUUGUCAAGUGCAAGAAGACUUCGGCUGUGCUGGGCUCCGCCAACCCUGUGUACAGCGAGACCUUCAGCUUCAAGGCCGACCCUGCCGAGCUGGACACGGCGAGCCUCAGCCUGACAGUGCUGCAGAGGGCCGAAGGGGACAGGAGCCGCGAGCUGGGCCGGGUGGUGGUGGGCCCCUACAUGUACACCCGCGGCAAAGAGCUGGAGCACUGGAACGAGAUGCUUAGCAAACCCAAGGAGCUGGUGAGGCGCUGGCACGCACUUUGCCGCACCACUGAGCCCUGACCCGGGCAGGGACCUCGGGUCUGCUCCAGGAGCCCUAUCUCCCCACAGCCAUGCCUGACAGCCACAGGCCUGGACGCUGCAUCCAGCAUUCUCACUGGGCUGCAGGACCAGCCCGAGCCGGGGGAUCACGAGUGCCGACGUGCAGGAGAGAAGAGGUGACAAGAGAGCCCCGGCCAGGGCAGUGGUGUGGCCGCUGGGCUACAUCUCACCAGCAUGUGAGGCCCUCCCAACUCAUUCCAUCCUUCUUUACCCGUGGGGCUGCCUGGGCUUGGAAUCCUGGCUCCUGGUCGUCGCAGUCUCGAAUUGGACCGGAAUCUCAGGCAUUGGGAAGAAAUACUCUCUAGAGUGAAAGCAUAGCUGUGCACGUUGUGUGGAGUGCCAGGGAAACUUGGAAAACUGAUGAUGUGUUGAUGCUCAGCCUCCACUUUUCUUCCUCUGUGGUUUCUCUGCCUUCUGCCUGGCGGAGAAAAUGAACUGCCCAAAGCGUUUAUUUCAGUUGGUCCACAAUAAAUAGCACAGUCUGAGAAACUGGAUUGGCAUGUAGAUGUGGAACAGUCCCCAGGAUGCCUGGGCAGCACGGCUUGGGAGAAAAGGCUCCUGGGGAUCGCGACUCACUCGCUUCACACCUGCAGGAGAAAGCAGCCCGCCCAGGUACCAAGUGGUGGACAGGUUCUGGGCGUCCGCUCCUGGGGCACUGACUUUGGGCAUGAAAUGGUGAAAGCACAUGGCCAAAGCAUAGCCCAUAGGGCUGAAAGCUUUUCCCGUAAACCUAGCAAUUCCAUUAUGAUUAUUGUGUUGUGGUAGGUGUCGGUGUAAACUUCAUUAAGAUGGAAGUUCCCUCAACUACCCGUGAAGAUGUACUCAAGGUCACCGGCAGCCCUUGUGCUUGUCACUGUUACUUAUCAGGCAGUUUGUAUUUUCACCCAAAUGCUACUAAACUUGCAGAUUCAAGCCUCGUUACUGUGUAAUUAGAACAACACUUAAAACAGAAUCUUCUCUUUUCUUAGGCAGUGAAGCAACUUCUGCAAAAGCAAUUAGUGAAUGUUGCCAUCGGUUUGUGCCUCUUUGACUUCACCUCCAAUGUCUGUCAAUGCACAAAUACAAGCUUUGCUGGCAGUGGUCCAUACGCACAGAAUACCUUGUGUUUGCUUUUCCUCACUUAUUUCAUGGGUCCAUUUUUAACGUAGUCCACACUGCAGUAAUUUCUAAUAGUGUUGUGGCACACACAUAAUAGGCAUUCUCUGUGUGUUUGUAUAGCCAGCUACUAAAAUGGAACUGUUCCCCUUUCACCUGGGGUCAUGAAACCAUAGGUGCCAACCACCUCCACAUUUCAAGGGGAGGUUCAUGCCUGUCAGUGACCUUUCCAGGGCCACUUGGAAAAGUUGGUAAGUUUUCCCUUUGCAGGACAGAAUGGACGGGUAUGGCCUACUCACGGUUGAAAAAUCUCAAUGGCAAGAGACAGGCAGGCUCUCUGCUCUGAUGGGGAGGUGGGGGUGAUAUAUUGGAUUGGCCCCCGUCCACAGAUGCAGUCAGGGUAAAAAAUACACAAGUGCCUCCCAUAGACCAGAGACGACAGCCAGCCUGGGCUAUCUCGAUACCGUCCACAAGGUGACCCAGCACAACGAAACCCUUGGAUUUCCAUAAAACAUUUAGAACCAGCUUCUCAAUUUCCACACCAAAAAAGUGCUAGAAUUUGGUUGGAUUCUUCAUGGAGUAUAUAGAUCAGUUUGGUGGCCAUCUGGUAUCUUUACAACGUUGAAUCUUCAACCCAUUAACAUGGUGUAUCCCUCUAUUUCUUUAAGUCUUUUGCAAAUUUCCUUAAACGUGUUUUGUGGUUUUCAGGAACGUGUUUUUGCACCUCUUUUCUUGGAUUUAUUCUUAGGUGUUUUAUAUUUGUUUGUUUCCAGUAUAUAGAGAUUCUAUUGAUUUUUGUAUGUUGACUUUGUACCUAGUGAGUGGCCUUGCUAAAGUCACUUGUAAUAGUUUGUCUGUAGAUUCUUUGUACUUUCUUUGUAUAUAGUCAUGGCCUCUGUGAAUGAUAGUUUUACUUCUUCCUU